CGUUCCGUUAUUCACGCGCACUCGCUCACUCCACCCCUCUCAGUCCCCCAGAAAUCCGUUAUUCACUCUUACUAAUCUAACCUCGGCGUUGCCUUCUUCCAAACAGCCGGACCGACCGACCGACGCCUAUCGCUGGACGUUCAACAUUUCAUCCCGCUACGGAUGAAAGGGAAACGAGAAGAGUGGGUCUCUCAUCUCACGAUAGCGGUCAAGAACGGCUCCAGUACGCCAGACUGGAACAGACGUCAAAGAAGUUUGGAAAUAUUUGCCUCCCUACAUUACACAUCUCAUCGGUGUCUUUAACUCGCCUCGGAACUUUUUGGGAAAGAUGCGGGCGUGUAGCAAAGACAGACAGGCCGAACACAUUGCCUAAAGGCUAAACUCAUUGCCUUUAAGCACGAACUUAUAACAGGGAUAAAAAAAAGCUGUUCUGUUCCUCUGUGCUUAUAGGAUCUCAUACCGUUCUUUUUUACUUUUUGAAAGUGACUUUUUUUAAACAGAAGAACUUUUCGAACAUUCGCGGACCAAAAAUGUUGGCGUGGCUUAGUGAUGUAUUCUGGGACGAGCGACUCUGGUUCCCUAAGGGACUUGGCUGGAAGGACCUGGAGGAUCGGGAUGGCCGGGUCUACGCCAAACCUGCUGACCUUUGGGUGGUGCUGCCCAUGGCUCUGACCAUGAUGGUAGUGCGCCAGAUCUUUGAGAGGACGCUUGGCAUGCGCUUAGCGGCUCUGCUUGGCGUGAAAGCGACAAAACGGCUUCGAGCCGCUCCCAAUCCAACACUUGAGGCCUUCUACUGCAAAACCACUAAAUACCCAACACAGAGUUCUGUAGAAUCAUUAUGUAAGCAAACAGGUUACACACAGCAGCAGGUGCAGAGAUGGUUCCGCAGACGACGAAACCAGGACAGACCCAACCUCCUGAAGAAGUUCCAAGAGGCCAGUUGGAGGUUCACUUUUUACCUUCUACUGUUUGUCGGUGGACUGGCUGCCUUGAUCGACAAACCCUGGCUGUAUAACUUGGAGGAUAUGUGGAAAGGCUUCCCAGUUUUGACCCUGGUGCCAUCUCAGUACUGGUACUACAUGGUGGAGCUCAGCUUCUACGCCUCACUUCUGUUUAGUGUGGCUUCAGAUGUCAAGCGCAAGGACUUUAAGGAGCAGAUCAUCCAUCAUGUGGCCACUAUCCUCCUCAUCAGCUUCUCGUGGUGCGUCAACUACAUCAGGGCAGGAACUCUGAUAAUGCUGCUGCACGAUUCCGCCGACUAUCUGCUAGAGUCAGCUAAGAUGUUUAACUACGCUGGCUGGAGGAACACCUGCAAUAACAUCUUCAUCCUCUUUGCUGCGGUUUUCAUCAUCACCCGUCUCGUCAUAUUCCCGUUUCGGAUCUUGUACUGCACCAUCGUGUACCCCCUCUCCAUGUACCCUCCGUUCUUCUGCUACUACUUCUUCAACGCACUCAUGAUCGUGCUCCAGUGCCUACACAUCUUCUGGGCAGUGCUCAUCAUUCGCAUAGCCGUCAGGUUCCUCAGCAGUAAUGAAAAGGUGGAUGACGCCAGGAGCGAUAAAGAGGAGACCGAUGACUCAGCAGGGGAGGAGGAGGAGGAGAUGAAGAACGGAGGUGUGAAGAAGAACGGCCCUGUCCAGAAUGGCCACAUCCCCCACAACCACAACAACAGCCACCACAAGAUGGAGUGAUGGAGUCACAUGUCAGAGACGACAGGACCAGUACCAGAACACAGAGUGCUGGUGCAGAGUCCAGUACAAAGAGAGAGAGAGAGAGAGAUAGAAGAGAGGAGAUAAGGAUUCCAGAUAUCAGGAAAGGACUAUCCCUCCCCCAUACAUACAUUGCCACACAAAUUCAAACAUACACACACAAACUCACUCUCUGUCUUUCUCUCCUCACACACACACACACACACACACACACACACACACAUACAUGCUCACACAUUAACCCAUUCACCCACUUUUUACAUGACUCUACCAAUUGAUAUUACACACAGGUGUCGUCCCAAACGUGCAACACAGGAAGAGACACAGAAAUGAUACAAACGUACAACAUGCACUUGUUCCAUAACAUUCAUUUGAAAAGCCAGAGCCAAAUGUGCCAAAGUGGUGCCUCAGAGAGAGAGAGAGAGAGAGAGAUGAAUAGAGAGAGAGAGAAUGAGAGAGAGUGAGAGAGAGUCAGGGAGAAAGAAAAAGGAGGUGGGGGUGAUGCUGCUUAAUGUCUAUUGUCCUUACUUGUGACUUGUGUGCCUUAUCUAUAGUCCCGCCUCAACUGUGUUGUUUCUAGUGUCAAUGCCACCCCCAACUGAAGUGAAUUCAAGCUACACACGCUCCAAAUAGGGGCCAGAUCCACGCCAACUCCACACUACAUCUGGUCCAGUCAGCAGAGAUCCUGGUGUGGUUACGAAUCAGACGUGCCUGCUGUUUCAGUAGAAAGAAAAAAGUGUUCGUAUUUAUAAUGACAAUGAUAAACUAGCCUUACUCUCCAAAACAGCCCAACAUUUCAACUUUCAGUUAUACAGGAGGUACUAAAAUGUCCAAGCCUUUCUAUGCAAUUAUUGGGGAAUCUUUACUUUGAUUGAAAACUGGGGUUACUUUUUGGGAAUCUGGUUGGAAUCUUCCCCAUUUUUAAUCAGAUGUUUUUAGUGCUGGACUGUUGGUUCAUCUGAUUGGGUCCUUGGGUAGCCAAGGUUUCCUAGGUCUGAAAUACCCAGGUCUGAGGAAUGAGCUAACUCUGUCCACCAAGUUGGGUCUCUAGCCCGUGGAGAACAUUAGUCAUGAUCAGAACCCUUUCUGUACUGCUGUUUCCUGUUUGACCACCAGAACGUUAAGCCACAGUGGAUGUGCCCUCCGGAGCAGUCCGGGAGCCUGUCCUCAUAGGAAAGCCAAAGGAGCUCCUGCUUGCCUUAGGGUUGUUGUUUAAUGGUCCCACCCAGAAGUCAGUGCUGUAACAGAUCUGCUCCUUGUCUGGCAUGGACCUGGCUGAGAUAAGGCCCACGUCUCCCACACACUUAGCUGCUGUCUGGGUUGCUAUGGGUUUGUUGAUUCAGUCCCUAUGGAAACGUUGCUCUGUUUUGAUGGGGAGAUGAUAACUGAUUGAGUUUGUUUAAAUGUAAUUUUUGUAGAUGUACAAAAACCUGAAGAAAUGCAGUCAUGGAUGUAUAGAUAUAAAUGUAAAUCAUUGUGUGUCUCUACAGUUGUAUUGUAUCUGUCUCUUUAUGGUGUUUGAACCAACAAAACACUUCCAAAGUUUUUCCGCUAUCAAUGUUUUCCAGUCUUUUGUGCUGGAAACCCAGUGAAAUGCUGCACCACCAAGACCAGAAGAGGUGAUGGUACUUCCAUUCCAGCGUAACGGGUCCCAGUUACUCCCACUCUGACUGUCUGUAUGUUUCUGCUGGAUCACUAGUGCUAUGACUCAUGGGUAUUUUUUUUCAUUGUAUAAUAUGAUGUCAGAGCGACAGAUCAUUUGAGGAGUGUGGGCCAGUCCGGUCAGUCGAAGUGGGUUGAUCUUUUUAUGAUUCCAUAAUGAAAAAUGGGUUUCUUUUAAAAGAGUCGGUUCUGAGCUUGGGGGGGGGGGGGAUUGAACUGAAUGCAGUUUAAUUCUGUCAAUUUGUUUUGAUGGUGGUUGUUCAGCAGAUCUGCGGUGUUAUGUGUUGUCCAAGUGCCUUAUCUCUUAGGAGAAGUUGAUCACCCCCCCCCCCAAACAUCCGGCAUUCCUCCGUCUCCUUCCUCCUGUCAGUCUGUGCUCCUCCUCUUUCCAAAAGCUGGAAUGGAUAUGGAUAUUGCACUGACCUUAGUCUGACCCACGCCAGUCAGCAGCUAUUUGGACAGUCUGUGUUCUGAUUCAGCCCCUCGUUCUAUAAAGGAUAGCUUUUUUAACUGGUCUCCCAGCUGAUGUCAGCUGUCUCACUCUCCAUUCACUUCCUUUGAAAGUGCACUCUGACCAAACAUGUUUGUACUGCUACGCAAAACAAAUCCCAAAUUAGACUGUUUUUAUUUUUUAAUUUCUUUUGUUUUGUUUGUUAUGAUGCUGAAUUAUUAUUAAUGAGAAUAAAUAGAAACAUGAGUUAAUGUGA
This is a messenger RNA of Alosa alosa (allis shad), 4078 nucleotides long. It is a transcript of the gene cers2b, whose product is annotated as ceramide synthase 2b. The transcript is spliced from 12 exons. Gene Ontology annotation, molecular function: sphingosine N-acyltransferase activity; DNA binding. The record is from RefSeq and is a predicted model, not a curated record. Gene Ontology annotation, cellular component: membrane. NCBI's taxonomy places the organism in Eukaryota, Metazoa, Chordata, Actinopteri, Clupeiformes, Clupeidae. Gene Ontology annotation, biological process: ceramide biosynthetic process. Bases 531 to 1691 code for a protein of 386 amino acids.